Molecule: messenger RNA, 954 nt
Organism: Helobdella robusta
Lineage: Eukaryota; Metazoa; Annelida; Clitellata; Rhynchobdellida; Glossiphoniidae
Exons: 2
Coding region: 1-954 (317 amino acids)
Source: RefSeq, a predicted model, not a curated record
AUGGCGUCGACACGUGCGGUUCAAAUUAAUGAACUUUCGUUUUAUUUGUACAAUAAUUUAAGCUCGUUGGAAAAUAGAGCUAACAAUAAAUAUGACAAGUUGUUAGACAUUAUUGAUAUUGUUAAAUUUUGCACGGACAAGAAAGUGGAUUUACCAACUUAUGUCGCUGCAGAUUUUUCGAAAAUCCCGGAACCAAUAUUAGAACAUUUUCUGAAUUUAUUUGAAUUAAAAUUUAAAUCAUUGGAAACUAAUUUAAAUAAACGUAUAACGGAGAUUGCACAAAUAGCAAAUAACCUAAAGUUGAACAAUUCUACUGUGCACUCUCAGCAUGUCGUUCCAAUAACGUUAAAUGCGCGCGACAUAAAAAAUAAUACUUCAAAUCUUUGGUCUGAUAAAGUUAUGCAAGAAAAAUUAAUUGAUACUGAUAAAGUUAUUCAAAAAAAUUUAAUUGAUAAUGAUUCUCAAAAAACUUUAUCUACGGAUGCUGACGAUGGUUUUCAAUUAGUAAAAUCAAAAAAAAGAAAAAAUAACUUAUCUUCUUCUCAGCCAGGUCAACCUAGUAAUAACGAACCUGCUAUGAAACGCUCGUCGAUAAAAACCUUUGGUGCUGGCAACAACUGUCCUUUAAAGUCCUCUAAGACAAUUGAAAAAAGAGCUACGUAUUACUUAAGAAAUGUCGAAUCUUGCAAAAAAGAGGUUAUCGAGAAUCAUCUGAAAAGCAAUAAUAUUUUAUUCAUACACUGCUUUCCAGUUUUUCGCAAACGCAAAACUGACGAUGCAACUGAAGUCGAUAAAAAUACACAACAACAGUCAACAGCAUUUAAAAUAAUUCUGCCUAAGGACGAAUGCCAAAAAUUACUUAAUCCAGAAAUUUGGCCUAAGUAUAGCUCCUUACAUGAGUGGGAUUAUGAUUACUCGAACAAUAAGAUCUUCAAUCAUGGAUCACAACCAUGA